This is a messenger RNA of Trametes versicolor FP-101664 SS1, 1152 nucleotides long. Its product is annotated as Isy1-domain-containing protein. Gene Ontology annotation, biological process: mRNA 3'-splice site recognition; generation of catalytic spliceosome for second transesterification step. NCBI's taxonomy places the organism in Eukaryota, Fungi, Basidiomycota, Agaricomycetes, Polyporales, Polyporaceae. The record is from RefSeq and is a predicted model, not a curated record. Gene Ontology annotation, cellular component: Prp19 complex; post-mRNA release spliceosomal complex; post-spliceosomal complex. The transcript has 4 exons. The coding region runs from base 61 to 1065 and encodes 334 amino acids.
CCAGCUUCAACGCCUCCACCAUCGUCUCAGACCCAUCCCCCCUAGUCCGACUGCUGCAAAAUGGCUCGUAAUGAGGAGAAGGCGCAGUCCAUGCUCUACCGGUUCCGCGAGGCGCAAGCCGCUGAGCUCGGGCUGGGGACGCGGAGCGACCGCAGACCACGCAUGGCGAGCGCGUGCAAGAGCCUGCGCGAGUGCGAGCGGUGGCGAGGAGAGAUUCUGCGCGAGAUUAGCAGAAAGGUGUCCAAAAUCCAGGACUCAGGAUUGACAGACUACGAAGUGCGCGACCUGAACGACGAGAUCAACCGGCUCCUGCGCGAGAAGCGGCACUGGGAGAACCAGAUCGUCGCGCUCGGCGGCGCGAACUACCGGCGCAAUGUCGCGAUGCUGGACGACGACGGGAAGGAGGUCCCAGGCACGAAGGGCUACAAGUACUUCGGGCGCGCGAAGGAGCUGCCUGGGGUGAAGGAGAUGUUCUCGAGCAAGAAGUCCGAGGAGGACGAGGAGAACAAGGUGCACGGCUACUACAAGAAGUUCACGAACCAGGGCCCUGGGUACUUUGGCGACCUCGACGAGGCGGAUGGGACGCUGCUCGAGUAUGAGGCACACGCGGAGGAGGAGGAGUGGGAAGACGCAUACACCCACAUCCGGACCGUCCUCGGCCUCCCCACAGACGACCCCAUCCCCCCAUUCUCCCGCCCCGUAAAACCGCUAUCUGCGCUCCUCACAGAGGCGAGCCAGGCCUCCGCGCCCCCAGAGGCGAAGCGCAAGGCCCCCGACGGCGACACGGACGGCGACGUCGACAUGUCCGCAGCCGCCCCCUCCGACGUCGCAAAGCGUGCGCGCACAGACGGUGCCGACGCACCAACAGGGACAGCAGGAGACGCAGACGCGUCUACGGAUGCAGCAAUGCUCGCGCACGCGACACGCACGGCGGCGUACAUUCCGGUGCUCUCCCCGGAGAUCCUCAUGCCGCCAAAACUCCCGACACGGGAGGAGAUGGAGCAGUUCCUGCUGGAGCUGAGGAAGAAGGCGCUGGUGGAGGAGUAUUUCGGAGACGAGAAGUAGCGUCGAUGGCGGGCGCAUUCUUCUCUUCCUUGCCGCGUACUGGUAUCAUACGCGUCUGUAUUAUUUGCAUUGUAUCUGCACUGCUCU